UAAUAGCAACAGUAAUGUAGACAAACAAUCCAAAGACUCCCCGAACAUUCUAAAUGGCAGACAAUAAACGAAACCAAAAACGCUCCCACCCAGAAGAGAAUGAGAAAAAAGAGAACACCAUUUCCGACCAGCAAGUCCGGCAAGAAUCCUCAAAAGCCGCCUCCCAAUCCCUCACCGCGCAGAAAAAGGCCACAGAACUCAAAAAUGCCGCCGCAGGAGCCGGCGAUGCGGAUGAGCGCCAGAAACUCAUGGAGCGCGCCAUCGACCAGCAAAUCGAGGCCGAGUCCCUCGGCAAGACGGCGAAGUACAUGCGGUCGGGCACCUUCCAGGGCAUGGCCGUCGGCACUGGGUUAGGAGUCGCACCGGGGGCGUCCCUGGGCGCGUUGACGGGUACGUUGGUCGGGGGAGUCACGUCGACGAUUACGGGGGGCAUCGGCGGGGGGAUUGGAGCGGCGGCGGGGGCGCUGCAUGGGCCGUUUUGGAAUCUGGGGGAAGUGGCAGGUAAGGGUAUUCAGAAGGUUACGGGCAAUCUUCCCGGAUGGGAGGCUACGGAGGAGCAGAAGAAGACUCUGGAGAAGAUGAUUGGGCAGAUCAGUGAGGAGGAUAUGCCUAGUCAAGAGGAGUUGACGGGUAUGUCGAAGGAUGGGAAGGACGGCUCAUGGUCAUCUUGGGCUUCGAAUGCCUUACCUAGCAUGCAGUCGAAGAAUGACUGCAAGGAUGUCAAAGACGUGGAAGGGAAAGUAGCGACCGCUGGGAAGAAAAGCAGCAGUGGCAAAUCCCAAGGACCUAGCACGGCGGCGGACGACAAGGAGAACCGUCGCAGACCCCGGAAACUAAACACGAACCAAGAUGAAAAGAGUACAAAGCGCUUGUCAUCGGAUGGCGGAGAAAGAAAGAAACCACUCAAGUUGGAGACGCGGUCUACGAAUGCAAAGGCUCCAUCUGGGACUGCGAGUACGAGGAAAUCGCCGCGGAAGCUGGAGAAGCGAACUUAGCCAUCGACUAAUCUGUGGAGACAUUAUUGUUCCUAAUUUUUGAUUGGCUUACAUCCAAUGAUGAUGCAUAUGUAGCAGUGAUUAGGUCUGGUGAUUUCAAGUUUGCACUUCGUUAUGAGCUGUCGAUAUCAACAUCAGUACCAUUGCAACUGAAC
Aaosphaeria arxii CBS 175.79 is the source of this 1150-nucleotide messenger RNA. RefSeq lists its product as uncharacterized. The transcript has a single exon. The coding region runs from base 54 to 995 and encodes 313 amino acids. The record is from RefSeq and is a predicted model, not a curated record. Lineage: Eukaryota; Fungi; Ascomycota; Dothideomycetes; Pleosporales.